Effrenium voratum is the source of this 3183-nucleotide messenger RNA. The record is from the annotation of a GenBank genome assembly. Lineage: Eukaryota; Dinophyceae; Suessiales; Symbiodiniaceae.
AUGCCUCUCUGGCAAGGUGUGAUUCCGACGCCCCAUGACUUCCUACAAGCGCGGGCGGCCACGGCCCGCUUCAAGAGGACGUGUUUGGCGCUCGCUUUCCGGCUGUGGCGCACGCGGGUGGCCGAGUCUUCCCGGUGGGUGGAAAGCUUUCAGGAGCAACACUCUCGAGCCCUCCGGAGGUGCUGGACGGCCUGGCGAAGCAAAAGCAAGGACCGAGACGGAGUGCGCGAAGGAGCUUCUUGGUCGGCGGAUGCUCGCUGGGAUGCUCGCGCCCGGGCCUGCUCGCAGCAGAUGCUGGAGCUGAGGUGCAGGGAGCUGGGCGCUCUGCGGUUGCAGGAGGUCUUUCGCGCGUGGUCGGGGCAUCUUUGCGCACUCAGCCGGGACCUUCGCAAGGAGGACGCUUUGCGGGCGCGGCGGCUUGGGGCGCUGCGGCAGAGGGAGAAGGAGCUGGAGGAGCAGGAAACGCGGACGGAGCGCCAAAAUCGGCGGAACGAAGACGCGGUGAAGCGGCGCCUCUGGGCCUCCCUUGUGGGGACAAGGGACCAGCUCGCGCUGCGCUGCUCCUGGAAUGCCUGGCACGGCGCGACCGCGGGCCUUGCGGCGGCCUUUCGGCGCGCGGGAAGGCGGCGGGAGCGGAGGCCGCUGCUUCUGCAGGUCGUAGUAGCCUGGGCCGGCUGGGCGACUUUGCAGUGGCGGCGUCGGCAGCUGGAUCUGUGCCUCCGGGCAUCCGCUUGGGACGCCCAGCGCAGCGCCGCGCGCCUGGGCGCCCGGCGCCUGCGCUUGGCGCUGGUCGCGACCUGCCGCUGGGCCUUCGGCGCCUGGCGCCGCUUCCUGCGGCAGAGCCGGGGGUUGGAGGCGCUGGUGGCCGAGGUGUCGGCGGCGCUGGGCGCGGCGAAGGUAGGCGUCCGAGCGGAUGGACCUUUCCGUGCAGCAGAUGGCCACUCGAAUGUCGGGGAUUUGCUGGAAGCUGCCGUGGAAGUGGUGGAGGAGCGCGUGCGGCGCUUUUGGGCGCCGGUGCUGCAGGGGGCGCUGCUGCUCUGGCGCACCUUGGCCUGUGCUGCGGUGCUGCGCCGGGCGCGCGGCGCCCGGCGGCUCCAGCUGCGGUCCAGCGGGGAGGCCGCCCGGCGCCGCUCAGCUCAGCGCUGCGUGGAGCGCUGGGUGGCGGAGCUGAGCAGCGCUCUGCUGGAGGUGAGCCUUUGGGCGUGGAAGCUGCAGGCUGAGGCCCGGCAGGGCGGGUUCCCCUUGCAGACACCCGCCGCCCCUUACUUCGAGGCGUGCCUGGAGUCCGGUGAGGUGCAAGGAGACGAGCCAGCCGUCUUCAGGUCCUUGGGAGCUCUCCAGAGCAAGGGCCUGGCUUCUGACGACCGCUGGGCCGUUGGCGGCAAAAGCGAGCGCUUAAGCCGCGACCAGUGGUUUCCGUGCUCGAGGUUACGGGGCAUAUCUCGGGCGCCGACUUUUUGGCCGCCCAAAAGCCCCAUGAACCGCGCGCUCGCGCGCGGCCAGGCGGCGCCAGAUCGCUCCGCGGCGGCGGGGGUGAUCCGCGAGGUGCAGCAGCGGGUUCUUCCUUGCCACGGCUUCUCUUUGUCCGCAGACCCAGAAGACACGGAGGUCCUUCAGCGGGUGACCCAGAUGCAGGGCUUCCUGCAGUCCGGGCGGGUGGACCCCGGUAUCACCCCAGCCCUGGAGCAGUCGGUGCAGCUUUCAGGCUACAGCCGGCUCCUCUCGAAGCCCAUGAAAGCCAAGGCUGUCCCGAAGGCGAAGGGAGCCAGCCUGGCGCUGGCACUGCCAGGCGCUUCUUUGGAGGACACCUGGAAGCACAGCCACCGCCCGGGCAAAGCCGUGUGGGUCGCCGCCACCUGGAACAAAUUCGAGCCGCAGGAAAUGAAAUGGGAUGGCUCCAAGUUCUACCACAUCUUCCAGGUGGGCGCCGGCGGCUGGGAGAGCUUUCAACUGCUGGUGGACGGAAGGUGGGAGCAAUGUGUCUACCCGAGCAUCCCUGACGGCUGCCCCUUCGUGGAGUACGAUCUGCUGGGGCCCAACAACCGGGGCCACGGCAAGAACUGGACCGUGGGGAGGCAUCCCCAGGACGGCGCCAGAGCUGGGGACAAGGUCCGGGUGCAGGUGGCCGUGAAUGGCCAAGGCCUGCCGAGGCAGGUCACCUGGCGCAAGGAGGCCAGGCUGACCCUGGGCACGGUAGAGGGGGACUCCAAGACGGCGUCCCUCGCGGCCCCUCGUCCCGCGGGGAGCUCCGCGCCGAGCUUCGCCGCCGCGGCCUCCGCGGCCGUCUCCGCGGCCGCCGCGGCCGGCGCCGCGCGGCGGGCGGCGCGCAAAGGGAACCGAAAACCGCGUGCGGCUCUGCGCUCGGUGGUGCUUCAGCCGGGGCCGCUGCCCCACGUGGUGCUCAGUGAGGGAGACUCCCAGGCUACGGUGUACCUGCGGGGCGCCCACCUCGCGUCCUUCAAGGCGAAGGGCGUGGAGUGGCUGGGCCUUCGCGCGGAUUGCGCGCUGGACGGGUCCAAGCAGAACAUCAGCGGAGGCUUCCCCAUCUGCUUCCCACAGUUCGGGCCUGGGAAGGUGAUCGUGCAGCAUGGCUUUGCCAGGAACAUGGACUGGGAACUUGAUGAGAACAAGAGCAGUGAGAGCAAGUGCGUGCUGAUUUUGGAGGAGACGGAAGAGACCAUGAAGACGUGGCCCCACCAAUUCCGGUGCACCUACACCGUGGAGCUCAAGGACGACGAGCUGCACUGCUGCCUCAAAGUGGUUAACAAGUCCGAGUCUGACUGCACCUUCACCACCGGGAUCCACAGUUACUACGACACCUCCGACGUGGACACGCUGCGGAUCGAAGGGAAGUUCUCCGGUUGUACCAAGGAGGAUCGGACGCAGGAUCCCCCUGAGCCUACUACCUAUGACAAGGACGAGAUCACCAUCUCGCAAUUCGCGGAUGAGAUCUACCAGAAGGUGUGGCCGGGCACGGUGACGCUGAAGGACCCCAAGAAGGGCGAGCUGGACAUCGUCAGCGGCGGCGGCUGGCGGGACCUCGUGAUCUGGAAUCCCUACGGCGACGACAAGAUGGGCUACAAGACCUUCGUUUGCGUGGAGAGCGUGGAGGGCGAGCCGGUGCCUUUGAAGCCCGGCGCCGCCUGGGACGCCACGGUGAAGCUGGUGGCGCGGAACACGUGA